CCCUGGGUUCGGUCCUCAGCUCCGGAAAAAAAAAAAAAAAGGAAAAUGCAGCUUGCUCACAUUGCUGAAAUCCGUGUUGUUCAGGGUUGCAGUACUGUUAAACACCCAUCAUGGAGAAUUCUUAGCAGCUCCACAGACUAAGUUGUCCCAUUGGCGUAACCAUAUCUUGACAAAAAAAAUGAGCAAUUCGUUUAAGAUAUGAAGGAAAGUCUAAACUGAGAUCCACGUGGAAAGGUGACCCCAGGUGGCUACAUCUCUCAGCAGAGUUUUCUUUGGUAGUUACCAAAUGGUCCCAGUUACAAAUGCUCCUGGGUUCCAGCACUAGGUGAUUCCAAAGAGCAAGGGGCGGAGUCGGAGACAAAACCCCGCCCACAGCCCAGCCCCGCUCAGCGUGCUCCCGCCCUCCACCCGCACCUGCUCCCAUUUCCCGCCUGCGCACGUGCCCGCCCGCAGAGCGCGCACCGGCUGCGCGGUCCCGCGAGGGAAAGGCGGCCAACGGCUGCAGCGCGGACAUGGAGUCGGAUCCCACGACCUCCGAGCCCGAGGCCGCGAUCGGGAGUGACAGCUCGCCAGUGGAGCAGGCGAUCCUAGUCUCCCUCCGGGACUCCGCGUCCGCCAAGGGCCUCAUGUCCCCCGUGCGCUCGGUGGUGGCCUCCCCGCGCCCAGUGAAGGGCAAGGCUGCACGGCGAAGGCUCCAGCUCCCGCCGGUCUCUCAAGCCGAGACAGGUGACGAGGAGCCCGUGCCCGCGGUGCCUGAGAACCAGGAGGAGGCGCAGCCCCUGCCGCCGAUCUGCGCAUCCCCCAUGAGGGGCAUGUGGCGCAGCGAGAAGGUGGCUCUGUACUGCGACCAGGUGCUACAGGGCUCGAAGGCAGAAGAUGCAGACGAAGCUAUGAGCAAAUACCUGUCAGAGAAGCUGAAAGUGACGGACAGAUGGCUGGGAGUCUGGAAGAGUAACCCGGAGCUCUUCUUUGAGAAAUAUGAAGAGGCUUCCAUCCCCUUUGUUGGUAUCCUGGUGGAGGUGACAUGUAAACCACGCCAGAACUUGUCAUCUUGUUUCAAAGUGACAGUUUCUGUGGCUGAGCCCUUUUCUUCUAACAUUGCAAACAUCCCGAGGGACUUGGUGGAUGAGGUUCUGGGGGAACUGGAGUACAGUGCACCUCUCUUGGAAGUGUAUCCUGUGGAAGGGCAAGAUGCAGAUGUCCGAGACAUUGCUCUGGCCUUGGAAGUUGUAAGGUUUUUUUAUGAUUUUCUUUGGAGAGACUGGGAUGAUGAAGAAAAUUGUGAGAAUUAUACUGCCCUUAUUGAAGAGAGAAUUAAUCUGUGGUGCGACAUACAGGACGGGACAAUCCCUGGCCCCAUUGCACAGCGCUUCAAGAAAACGCUUGAGAAAUACAAAAACAAGCGAGUUGAGCUCAUCGAGUACCAGAGCAACAUUAAAGAAGACCCGUCUGCGGCUGAGGCCGUCGAGUGCUGGAAGAAAUACUAUGAGAUAGUGAUGCUCUGCGGGUUGUUGAAGAUGUGGGAAGACUUACGGCUGAGAGUUCAUGGACCUUUCUUUCCGAGGAUUCUGAGACGUAGAAAAGGGAAGAGAGACUUUGGGAAGACUAUAACCCACAUUGUAGCCAAGGUGAUGACUACUGACAUGGUAAAGAACUUGUCUUCGGACACGCUUCUGCAGCAGCACGACGACCUGAACCUGGCUUUGGACAGUUGCUACAGUGGGGAUAUAGUUGUCAUUUUCCCCGGGGAGUACCAAGCCUCCAAUCUGGCUUUGCUGACUGAUGACAUCACUAUAAAGGGGACAGUCGAUGGCAUUGUGGUGGUCGAGUCUGGUCACCUGACUCUAGAAAACUGCUUGCUAAAGUGUGAAGGGACAGGAGUGUGCGUUCUCACAGGGGCUUCCCUGACGAUCACAAACAGCGAGAUAACUGGUGCCCAGGGCGCUGGUGUUGAACUAUACCCUGGGAGCAUAGCCAUUUUGGAAGGGAAUGAGAUUCAUCACUGUAAUAAUCUCAGAACCAGCGACAGUUCAAAAAGCACCUUGGGUGGUGUUAACAUGAAGGUUCUUCCAGCACCCAAACUGAAGAUGACGAACAAUCAUAUCUACAACAACAAUGGCUAUGGAGUGAGCAUUCUUCAGCCAUCAGAACAGUUCUUUAUUGUAGCAGAAGCAGCUCUCAACAAAGGGGCUGCGUCAGGAGAUAAGAAAGAUGACAAAAUGCUCUCCAAAGUCAUGCAAACUCUGAAUGUGGAAAUGAACAACAACAGGAUAGAAGCAAACUCAAAGGGGGAUAUUAGGAUAGUCACUGGGUAAAGCAUCUGGAUAGGUGUUCAGAUUUUAUAGUUCAGGAAUGUGAUAAAUGAUUCUUGUACCUCAUAGAAAUUGUAGUUUUAAAUUCAAAGAUUAAAAUGUUUAAAUGCUUUCA
Molecule: messenger RNA, 2427 nt
Organism: Rattus norvegicus (Norway rat)
Lineage: Eukaryota; Metazoa; Chordata; Mammalia; Rodentia; Muridae
Gene: Shcbp1l
Product: SHC binding and spindle associated 1 like
Biological process (GO): spermatogenesis; positive regulation of chromosome organization
Cellular component (GO): spindle; meiotic spindle
Source: RefSeq, a predicted model, not a curated record